AGGCUCCAGUAUAUAAAUCAGGCAAAUUCCCCAUUUGAGCAUGAACCUCUGAAAACUGCCGGCAUCUAAGGUCUCCUCCAAGGCCCUCUGGAGUGCAGCCCAUAAUGAAGGUCUUGGCAACAGGAGUCGUGCCCCUGCUGCUGGUUCUGCACUGGAAACACGGGGCGGGGAGCCCCCUUCCCAUCACUCCUGUCAACGCCACCUGUGUCACACGCCACCCAUGUCACAGCAACCUCAUGAACCAGAUCAGGAGCCAACUGGCACAACUCAACAGCAGUGCCAACGCCCUCUUCAUUCUCUAUUACACAGCCCAGGGGGAGCCAUUCCCCAACAACCUGGACAAGCUGUGUGGCCCCAACGUCACAGACUUCCCUCCCUUCCAUGCCAAUGGCACGGAGAAGGCCCGGCUGGUGGAGCUGUACCGCAUCAUCGCCUACCUGGGCGCCUCCCUAGGCAACAUCACACGGGAUCAGAAGACCCUCAAUCCCAACGCCGUCAGCCUCCACAGCAAGCUGAACACCACCUCGGACAUCAUGCGGGGCCUCCUCAGCAACGUGCACUGCCGCCUGUGCAGCAAGUACCACGUGGCCCACGUGGAGGUGGCCUAUGGCCCCGACACAUCGGACAAGGAUGUCUUCCAGAAGAAGAAGCUGGGCUGUCAGCUCCUGGGGAAGUAUAAGCAGGUCAUCGCCAUGCUGGCCCAGGCCUUCUAGACAGGAGGUCUUGAAGCAUGCGG
Messenger RNA from Molossus molossus (Pallas's mastiff bat), 736 nucleotides. It is a transcript of the gene LIF, whose product is annotated as LIF interleukin 6 family cytokine. Gene Ontology annotation, biological process: immune response. Lineage: Eukaryota; Metazoa; Chordata; Mammalia; Chiroptera; Molossidae. Bases 105 to 713 code for a protein of 202 amino acids. The record is from RefSeq and is a predicted model, not a curated record. Gene Ontology annotation, molecular function: leukemia inhibitory factor receptor binding; cytokine activity. Gene Ontology annotation, cellular component: extracellular region. The transcript is spliced from 3 exons.